Molecule: messenger RNA, 9411 nt
Organism: Schistocerca gregaria
Lineage: Eukaryota; Metazoa; Arthropoda; Insecta; Orthoptera; Acrididae
Exons: 19
Coding region: 187-3126 (979 amino acids)
Molecular function (GO): protein binding
Source: RefSeq, a predicted model, not a curated record
AAUACCAAAGAUGUCGUGUAUUGGCAAUGUUGUUAUUUAUACUAAUUGUUGACACUGCAUAGUGCAUCCAAGCAUUCGGUGCUGUAAUGACGUAAGAGAUGUCGAGCCGGUAAUUGUGUGUGGUCGUUUUGUGUAUGUCGCUUGUUUAAAUACGCCAAUGUCGGUGAUAAUAAAAAUCGCCGAAAGAUGCUGCUCGAAAUUUGCGACAACAUAAAGACUGCUGUGGAACAUGGAAGAACAGACAUAAUUAAAUCACUUUUGGAAGCAUGUGAUGAUGAUCCUGACGAAAAUGUGACAAAAGAUCGUAUUUUGAAUCAACCUUUGUUGGAAGAAGGGACGUUUCUGUGCCUAGCUACGAAGCUGCAUCGAGGUGAUGUUGUACGGACGCUGUUAUCGUGUGGAGCUGAUCCGGGUGUCCAGAACAGCCAGGGAAUGAAUGCUGUGGAUGCAGCAGUUGGCUCUCCUACUAUGAGGCACAUCUAUGUAGAAGAACUUCUUCGAGCGACAGCAAAUUCUGAGGUGGGCCGCGUGUGCCAGCUGGUGGCCGCAGGAAUCGAUGUCAAUGCGCGGGACAGUGAGGGCAGUGGGAAUGUGCCACUGCACUGGGCCGCAUGCUACGGCGACCGCGACGUCGUCGCCUGCCUGCUCGACAGAGGUGCUGACGUAAAUGCCAUGAAUUCGUUUGGUGCUACUCCUCUUCACGAUGCAAUGUUCAGAGGAGAUGAAGAUAUUGUGGAGAUGCUUUUACAAGCUGGUGCAAAUCCUCUCAUACAGGCCAUUAAAGGGAAAUUUGCAGGCAAAACAGCUUUGGACAUGGCCUCGCAGAAGCGUGUGUUAAAAGAGUUGGUUGACAGAUAUAUUCCACUUUCUUCAUCACCUGUGGAAUCCCCAUUGCCUGCAUCUGCUGGUGUCAAUGGUUUCAGCCAGCCGCCAGAGUCCGAGACAGAAGCCGACUCGUCCGGGCAGGAGCGCAGCAAGUCUGCGGAUUCCUCAGGCAGUGGGGGCAGAGCGACGGUCGGCACAAGCAACACGGAGCCCGUGCAGGUGCCUGCACCCACUAAAGUGGCGGCUGUCCACCGUCGCGGAAGCCGGCCACCGCGACCUGCCCGCCAGUCCCACGACUACUUCCCCCCGCACCCUCUUCCUCUCCCCCAUCCCCACCCGUCCUUGUCUUCUGCAGCCUCUACUCUGAGUCUCGAUCUCGAUCCACAUAUCGACCAGGCCAUCGAGAGCCUGUUGCGGACGCAUGUUGGGACAGUGCCGAUCCGGCCACUGGUGACGCACCCGGCACUGCACCUGCUGUGGCCACAGCCGGCCAGCACCCUCGAGCUGGAUGGCCCACCCUUCGUGCCUUCCAAGGACCUCGGCAUCUCUGUCAUACAGGGACCUGUAUCAGUGCAUAGGAUACUGGACGUGUGGGAGGUGAGCCGGCCGUGCUUCCUGGCAAUGGGCUACGACGCACGGAUCGGUGACGUGCAGCCGAGCUGUGGGAGCUGGACUGGCCACCGUGUCGAGUGCCUUGUCAACCCGGAGCUUUUUAGCUCUGCGGACAGCUACCAGAUACAUGUCAGCUCUGAGAAGGUGCAGGUGUGGGCAGGUGGGCUGGCGGGCCUGCACUAUGCUCUGGGCACGUUCGUGCAGCUGCUGCGGCUCGCGGGUCCUGAGGGGCAGCUGCCACCGGUGCUGGUGCGUGACCGCCCCGCCGUGGCGCACCGCGGCGUGCUGCUGGACGUCUCGCCGCAGGGUCGUGUGCCCGCACUCAACUCACUGUUCCUCAUGGUUAACCUGUGGUCUUCCAUGAAAGUGAACUACCUGCACUUGUACACCCGGCUGGUCCCCAGCAGUGAGUGGCAGCUUUGCUACAGCAGGAGCAACAUGGUGUCACUGGACCGGUACUGCCAGGACCGCUUCAUCACGGUGGUGCCGGUGCUGGACGUGGACAACAGUGCCGUCUACGACGACCUGGCCGACAUGUGGCCCAGCUUCCAGGAGAUACUCGCCAGCUUCCCCAACCUCAGGUACGUCCACGUUGGGCCCAAGCUGUGCAGCCUGCUGCUGCCGCCAGCCAAUGAGGGGACGUGCGGGGGUGACCGGGAGGGGGCGGCGCGUCAGCUGUGGCACCUGCUGUCACUACCGCCCUCUGUCACCCUCAUGCUGUGUGCCAACUCACUGCAGCCGCCCGCACCGGCACUGCCUUCCAAUGUGGUACUCGUGCAGUAUGGCUUCCAGGCCGAUUACAACUUCGUGGAUGCCGCCCAGGAUUACUACGCCAGAGGUGUAACUAUGUGCCUGUGUCCGGGAACAGCUAGUUGGAACAGCCUGGCGGGGUGUCCGGAGGCAGCAGUGUGCAACACGUAUCGGGCAGCACGCGCUGCCGUGUCGACUGGCUCCCUGGGCGUCGUGGUGGCACACUGGUCCGGUUCGCAUCACCUGACACCCCACACCUUCGGCUGGCCCGGCUUCCUCGCCGGCUGCGGACUCGCCUGGAAUCCAGAUACGCAUUGGGAUUACCUGCACAACUCGCUGCCCGACCUGCUGGACGCUCACGUCUUCCUUGACUCGGCGGGUGUAAUGGGUGCCGCAGUCGUCGGCCUGGGCCGCGCGGAGACGUACGUGACGUACGCGGGGCGCGAGCUCGGUGGCGGUGCCGAACUGGCUGACCUGCCCCCACAGGGGGGGUCGACGCUGUACCGCCUGCUCACGGACCCCGACAACGUUGCCCUGGACUGCCUCUCUGUUGACCUCUUUGCUCGCGUGACAAAGUACAUCAAGAAGUGCCAGAAUAUGUUUUUCCGUGCAAAACUGGAGUGUGAGUGUGCCGAGGUGAUCCUGCGGGAAGUGCAGCUCUCGGCCGACCUCCUGCUUACGGCCUGCAGAAUUGGGAGGACUCUCGUUACUGUAGGAAUGAACCCUAAUAGCAACAUGGGCCUGGCAGUCAUCAACCUAGGGAUAUGCAACCUGCCUCCGACAUUCCGCACGGACAUUGCUAACAAGCUGCUGGCGCACAUCGAGCAAUACAAAGGGGCGUGGCUGCAGAACCACCUGCCGGCCGGCCUGCAGGGCUCGCUGCUCGUCCUCACGUCAGCUCUGCACCGCUUCGUGCCUGACGAGACUCAGCCGUCGUAGCGGUGUGGAAUCGGGCUUUGGGUCCGACGUGACGGGCAAUGUAUGAACUCCCACCGCAAUUCCUCAGAUCGACAGUGUAAUCAUUAGAACACGGUAGUUCGAGCAGCAUCCGCCUUACGGUCAUAGUAUCAAGUACACUCGAAGGUGUCUCGACGGGUGGAAGAGUUUACUUUUGCUAUGUUGCCAUUAGGUCCAGUGUUAGUCUUUACAUUUAUUGUUUUGUACAUUGAUUUAAAUGUUUGUUCUGCAAGCAAUAUUCUGUUAAGUUUUACUACAAAGAUGUUUGUUAGCUUUAAACUAUUUUUAAGUUCUUUCCUCACUUAAGAAUUGACAGAAGUUAUUUUUUUGUGGUUACUUAAAAUAUUAUAUUUUGAGCUGCAUUAUUUUUUUGUCCAGGCUUCUUGUUAAAUACAGAAGAACAGGUUAGGGAAUAGUUCUGUAGCAAACUUUUAGGUUGCAGUUCUCUAGGAAUUUAUUUUGUAAUUUUGGAAUAAAUGUAGAAUUUUACUUGUGUUAAAAUUUUAGUGAAUGAAGAUUGGUUGUUACUAUUGUUAUAAAAUUAAUUUUUUAAGUAUUAGAUAUCUGGCACCUGUGAUUUUUAUGCAUAUACUUUGCACUGAAACAUUCUAUGUUAUGAAGAAUAUUGUUCAGAAUAUUUACAAAUUAAUUAGAGCAUUUUGUUGUGAUAUGAGGGAAGAAAGUAUUUGAAAUGAGAAUCCAAUUUCUGAGCCAAACUGAAUAGAAAACGUAAAUUUUUUGGUCGUAAGUCAUCCUGGGAAGGAAAAUCCACGUUUUCCAUUUUUGAGGUACCGAAGAGCGGAGCAGCAAUUACUCGUCAACUAGAUGACGGUUUGAUAGAAAAUGAACAAACUUGGCUAUUUUUGUAAAAAAAUACAGAAAGCACUCACUGUACUUGCCAAAAUUUAUCCUGUCCUUAAGCUGUCUGAAAUGAGUGCAGUAAUUUGAGCACCUCAGGAUGGUCUCCAUCUACACGGUCAGAAUGGCAACAAAAGCAGUCAGACUGUGCACUUUCACUGGCAGUCCAUAGAGAAUACAUCAACUUUGCGGCCAUUUGUGGUGCUCCCCCCCCCCCCCCUCCCCCCCAAAACAGUCUUCUUACAUCCAGAAGCUUGCAUCACCGUUCAGCAGCAGUAACUAGUUUCCUGUGUCUGUCCACUCAAAUUGCAUAACUGAGAAAUGGAAUAUGUUAGGUCUGAAAUGACUGGCAUGCGAGUUUUCAAUUAAAUAGAGAAAUCAUAAUGUGUGAAGACAUUUGUGUUGCUUUGUGCCUCACGCUUCUGUCACUUCCUUACACAGCCUCCUUAACCCCCACUGGCCUCUGCUUCCUAUACCGUAAUCAACUCUAGAGUGGUGGGCAGAUUGUGACAACUCGAUCAUCUGUGUAAUGUCUCAUAAAUAGUAAUUGGUGUGUCCCGACCUCAUGGUUCUCAUAAGUGACUUUAGUCAUUUAAGGAAAACUUGUUAAUAAGAAGACUGAAUAUUGAGUAUUUUAUUAUCUGUUUUCAUAUUUCAUAAUGACAUUUACAAAUAUAUUAACAUUCCAAAAUAGUGUUGUCCUUCUGUAUGUGCCCUACAUUAUAUUUAUUAGUGUUGUAGUUCAUACUGUUUAUAAUUGCUUCUGUUGAUAUUUUCUCUGAAAGGAUACAAUAGCUGAUUAAAAAAAAAAAAAUGAAUACAGUAUUGUGGAACGUGUGCACAUGUGAUGAGUCUGCACAGUGCGGGCAUACUUUGACCUCUGACCUCACAUUUUUAAGGUUUUUAUGUGAAAAUGUCAUGCCAAAUGUCAUGUAUCGCCUCUCACUAAUGUUCAUUAGCUUUUAGUCACUGUUGAAAAUGUUCCUUUGAGGAAAGAUAUAGUCUGUGCAGUUUAUUUGGUAAGAGCAAUUCCCACAAAAGGCAAGUUUCUGCAUAUAGUACGUGUUCAAUGUGGAUGUUACGUGAUGACACUUACUGUGCAACAUUCUAAAAGAAUCAUUCCAGGUACAGUUAAUUAUUAACCAUUAUACAGAUUAUCCAUGAUUAUCUUUACGGAUUCGGGAUUUUAUAACUUUAAAGAUAAAGAACAAGUGGUUUUCAACAAGUGAUAGUUAAUACAUACAGACUGAGUGAGUUAGUUAGUUGUUUUAGUUACGUUAUCCCAUGUUAAAAACCAGUUAUUAUCUGGGUUAAUUUUAUAUUGAUUAAAUCCUAAAAUUGCAAAGAGAAAUUAAUGGACACAUUGUACUUGCCCAGUUGUGUAAUUUCAUCUACAACUAAAUUCAUUUUGACAUUUUACAAUUUUUAACCUUUGCAGCCAAAUUGUUAUGUUCCCUAUAUAGAGUGUCUUGACAGCUCACACUGCUGCCUCCAACAGUUGUCGGCUACAGAGUUUGUCGCUCGCUCUGUGGGCUCUGACAGAACGGUGAAUGGAACGCACUUCAUGCUGCCCUGGUAGUCCUUUUUUGAGACAUUUGCUAGGCUGGUGCUAAUGAUGUUCCAUUCACAUUUUUGUAGGUGUCCACAAAUAAUCAAGCAAUAAAAACUUCUGAUGAACCAUAAAUUCCACCAUGAAAGCACGAAGGACCGUCUACCUCAUUUUGAAACCUUAGACAUUUUAUGAAAUAUUAGGGCUGUGAAUGAUACCUGAGAUGCUGUGUAUGUGAUUGUCAUAGGUUCAGCAGAUUGAUGUUGAACUAUGAAAAGCUUGGAUGAGAUAAUAGAUAUUUGCAUUUACAGUACAAGUUGUACAGAAUGCUGUGUAUGAAAACUUAAGACAAGUUUGUGUGCACGGUAUUAGUGGCUCAUCAUCUUUUUUUAAUAAAUAUUUAUAUCUGUAAAAAGAUCUCAGAACUAUGUGUAUAAGUGGAAGUAUCCUAAUGCAAGUAAAAUCUUCUCUUUGAAUAUUUGCUGUUGGCCACUGCAGUAUUAGAUGUGCUGUUAAUUUGUGAAAUCACACACAAACUUUGUCUUUGAUAAAGAGAGUUGUUUGUUUCUUUAAAGACUGCCUGAAAUUAGUGUAGUACAGUCUCAUCUAAAGAAAAAUUUGCUAAUGUUGUCAAGUCACUGUUCAUAAAUUUUAAUCAUGUUUACUUUAUUUGGGGCACUUGUUGUCACAUUGAAUCACUACAACAAAUAAUACAACAUUGUCUGUAUGGUCGAAAGAAAAGCAAUGGUGGGGAAAAAAUGGACUGUUUUCAAAAUUCGGUAGUUGUAUUGACAUUAGGAAUGAGACAAUAAUGUGAAAUGCCGUGUCCAAAAUGUACAAUUGAGUGGAAGAUACAGUAUUAUCAGGAGAAAUAGUACGAUGGCAGAGACUGAAAUAGGCUAUAGAAUGAAGUAGGCCUUUCUGCGCAUUUUCCGUGUCUUAAGUGAAGUGUGAAAGUGACAUUUAAUUUACAGAGUUCUCUCUCUCUCUCUCAAUUUCUCACACAUUGUAUUUCAUUAUUUCGUCUGCCACAGUCAGUGGGUAUUUUCUAAUUUUUAUUUCUCUUGCAGUAACCCUAAUUGCACAUUAAUAACAGUAAAGACCUUAGGGAAGCAGAGUGGUCUUUGUGCAAUACUACCAGAUAUUUGGCUAAUUUGCCUUAGAAGUGCAGCUCUUUUGUCCUACUGUCCACACUAUAUUUUUGUCUCAAAAUUUUGGCCUAGCUCUUUUAAGACUAUUUCAGUAAACAUCUUUAGCCCUGUUUUAAGUUUUUGUUAAGGUGACAAGUUUGACAGUGUCCCACUGCUCUUCCCCUUUGGCCAUCUUCCCCUUUGGCCAUCUUCCCCUUUGGCCAUCUUCCCCUUUGGCCAUCUUCCCCUUUGGCCAUCUUCCCCUUUGGCCAUCUUCCCCUUUGGCCAUCUUCCCCUUUGGCCAUCUUCCCCUUUGGCCAUCUUCCCCUUUGGCCAUCUUCCCCUUUGGCCAUCUUCCCCUUUGGCCAUCUUCCCCUUUGGCCAUCUUCCCCUUUGGCCAUCUUCCCCUUUGGCCAUCUUCCCCUUUGGCCAUCUUCCCCUUUGGCCAUCUUCCCCUUUGGCCAUCUUCCCCUUUGGCCAUCUUCCCCUUUGGCCAUCUUCCCCUUUGGCCAUCUUCCCCUUUGGCCAUCUUCCCCUUUGAACACAUUAGGUCCUGAAAGUUCAGAUUUUUACAUUCUCAGACUACUGCACAUUUUCGGAAUCGUAACACCAUUCUGUGACCUACAGUAGAUGUGGAUGUUGAAACCUUUUGAUUGCCGUGGGAGUGCUAUUUGAAUAUGGCAGGAUAGAACAGAUGAGAACUUAUGUAACAGAUAAAUUAAGAGAGGCACACAGGAACAGAAAGAUGAGGUAAUCAUUUACAGCUUUCAUACAUCCAUUUUUCUUCCACCUCUGAUAAAAAGCAUGUAGAGACAUGCAUUUCCAUUGUGGAAAUAGACUGAUGCAGUAAUAGACAUUAAUUGCAUUAUUAUUUUAUUAGUUAAUAAAAUAUGAUAUUCUUUUGAAGCAUACAAAUUGUUCCUUUUUCUGUGAAAUUAUUUCAAUCACACAUACUUGUGAUGUGUUAUUUAGCUGUCCUUUAUUUUAAUGGAAGUAUCCAACUCUUCACAUUUUGUCAUUUUCCUGUUGUUGUUUUAUUAUCUAUCGGCACAAAAAAUUAUCACUUCAGGUACUGAAUAUCUAAGCAACCCCUCCCCCUGUAAUUGUGUUUCUCUGGCAAAUGUGGCAGGCCUUACAGUUUUAUAAAUUACCCAAAGAUAGUCCUCUCUUUGAGAUUUACGUAUAAGGUUCCCAGAAAGUCAGUGGAUGACACUUAUCAGAUUUCUAAAUCUUGAGAGGAAUGCAGGUUUAAAAAUCAUUUUGGCAACAGUCAAACUAACAUUGUGUUUUGAUUGACAUAUUUACUGAGUUCAUUUGAGAUAUUUCUAAAUAACAAAUACCCCAGUUUUCGUUGCAACUAACGAGUUGUCUGUUUUCUGUUUGGCAACUUCCAAAAUACCACUGGAGGAUAUUAAAAAAAAAGUUAUAUGUGGAUCAUUGGACGGUGCACAGUACUUUUCUCAGAUUUCCUGUAGAUCAUAGCAGUGUUACACUAGUGAAACUGAAUGCCCGAACUAAAUUCAUAGUCUGUUUAAAACAAAAUAGUUAAACACCUUUGGUCAAAUUAAGAUGAGUGAGAAUUCUGCUUAUUACAAAAAGUAGUGGCAGCAAUCAUUAUUAAGUAAAACCAUUGUGCAUGGAAAGUUCUGUCCUCCCUUUUUCAAAUCACGAAUUGAGCAGCUUAAAAACGACCAUACAUUCAGGAUGGGAUGUGAAGUGUCCUUCCUCUGCCGGUUCUGCCAGGCACUUAAGUGCGAGCAUCGUGGCUCCACGGAACAUUGUGAAGACUCAUGGGGAACGGUGUGGUGAUUUCCGUCUUCACAUGACAUUGGCAGUCGAUGAACAAUAGUAUUUAUCAUCUGAUAAAAAACUGACCAGAAAUGAACUGCCUAAAAGAAUAGGAACUAGUAGCAAUUGGUCUUACACUUUUUACCCAUUAAAAAUAUGCUUUGUCUAAUUUAUGAGUCUUUUAUUACAGUUGUAGACAUAUUUAUAAAUUUUACUGUUUGUGUGUAUGUUAUGAUGAGAAUGAAUAAAGAAACUUUACAAAAUAUUAAUAUAGAAAUAACUUUUGGAAGCUCGUCAUGGAUAAGAAGAGUAAGAUCAAUUCUCGGUCACUUCUUGUAAAUUUUUGACCGUCGUCAGGUCCACUGUCGUUAGACUGCCACGUGUCUCUUGUCGUACAGUGAUCCUCUUCCAUUUCCUGUUUCGACAUAUCUCUCAUGGCAGAUUUUUUUCCCUCCCACCGCAUUUUCUUUUAAAGCCAAUAACAGUAGAAAAUAUAUGUUUUUCUUUACAUUAUACAUUGUUCUUCUGUACAGUUUUGAAACAAAGAAAUGGGAUCAGUUUUAUCAUCUCGUAACAAUAUUGUGUGAACAAAUCUUUUACGAUCAUAGUAUUUUCAAUAAAUAAAGAACACUUUUCAUUUGAAUUUCUUUGUUAAUGCAAUAUAUUUUAUGAAUAAGUUUCAUUUUAAUGUAGUGAUACUUAAUUUUCAUUUUUGGUUAGGUUGUAUGUUGCCAUCUGUUAUGAAAGAUGUAUGGUAAUUACAAUCAGUAAGACUGAGGAAGUGAGGAUUCAAGAAGUCUACUAGCCUGUGCAGUGUUGGUAGUGUUUCAUGCAUAGAAGCGGCAUUUUGGCAAUAUCGUGAACCAGUCUUUCUGUUAAGUUUAGAUAUUUGUACAUCAGAAUAUGAUUAGCUUAUUUGAAUUACAUUUUGUUGUACCUGAA